This is a messenger RNA of Penicillium egyptiacum, 2157 nucleotides long. NCBI's taxonomy places the organism in Eukaryota, Fungi, Ascomycota, Eurotiomycetes, Eurotiales, Aspergillaceae. The record is from the annotation of a GenBank genome assembly.
AUGUGCAAACACACCUACCAUCACUAUCCCAGCUGCGGACACAUCUCCAACUGGAGCAUGACUAGCUGCCAAGAAUACACCAACAAGCUCCGCCUGACCGGUCCAGAGCGCAGCGUAUCCUGCACCCAGAUCAAACCUUCCCACGACCUCCUCCUCUCCACCCAGCCCAGCAUGUGCGUGCAGUGCGAGAGGGAGUGGGCCGAGAACCUCUCCUCUCACGGAGGCGACCAGACCCAGACCUCAAACUCCUACCGGAAAAUCGAGGGCCUGGGUGCUAUCGGCAAUGUCAUUGAAGUUAACGCGCGCAUGGUGAGUGAUUCCACUCCCAAUGACAGGGACACAAGCAGUACUGGCCACAGCGACAAUGGUCAGAUCUUCUUGAGUGCUGCCGUUGGCGAUUCGGGCAAUGGGGACGCAGACAGUGCUGGCCACAGCGACAAUGGUCAGAUCUGCCCGCGUGCUGUUGCCGAAUCGGAGUCGGAUUGCGGAGGCCUGGCGCGUUCCGAUAACUCGUCCCGGACGGUCUUUAACAUUGCUCGUACUAAUCCCAGUUCGCCAGAGAGAGCUGGAGAUCUUGGCUCGUUUGUUUCUACAAUUGUCAAGACCAGUCCGGCUCACCUCGCACACAGCGCCUGUGAGAGCGACUAUGCAAAGGGCAGUGUUGAGACUGAAUCGCCGGACGCGAAGGACGCUGGAUGUGCAUCUCCCAGCGAUGCAAGCAGCGACACAGGCAGUUCUGGCUCGUCGCUCUGCGGAUCUUCUUUGAUAAGGUAUAAUAUACUUAAGCUGAGAAUUGACGAAUAUCUUGAGAAGCGACAGCGUCAGCGGGAGGUGGGCACUGACCAUAAACAGCACGGCGCUGGAGCCUCCGGUGUGGAUGUGAACGCUUACCUUGCUAACGUAGAUGACUCCUAUGUUGCCCUGGAGGACAUGCUUCCUCCGGACACAGUUGAUAUCCCGAAAGCUGACCAUAACUCUUCCAACAAGCCCUCUAUUGACAUUGACCUUGUGCAGCAGCGUAUCGAAGCGACCGUCAUGAAGCGCAUUGAAGAAAACAAAGAAAAAGAAGCCCGACAGGAAGCCAUCUCCAAGCUCCUAGACACCGCACUUCUACAGAAGGAUCGCGACGACCGGCGCGAGCAGAACGCCGAGCAGGGCAUCGAAGAGGACCCCCAUCUCUGGGACACAGAGUCUAUUAACAGAAUGUGGCAAGCAAAGAAUUCCAUCACUGCAACCUCCGCUAACGCUAGCAUCCCCAUCUCCCCGCGCACAUGCCCAUCCCCCAAGAGCCAACCGGCCUCACCGAACCGCGACCCCGAGCCCAAGAAACACAUGUACAUGGGCAGCAUGUUCGCAGACGAAGAAUCCGCCUACCAACGAGGGUUGCGGGAGGUCCGGCCAUACGGCAAUUACUCAGGUGAGUCGGAAGGCUUCAUGAUGGCGGAGUCCGAAGACGACGCAAACCGCCAGGGCCUACUGGACCCAGUUCACGUGCGAGGAUGCUGCGCGGAGCGAAAAGCCGACUUCCACCUCUUCUAUGGAAUGAUGCAUGCACCGUCGGAGCUAGAUGCAGAAAAGCGUUGGCUAGAGGAUAUCCGUCGGAUCCCCGGUGAGGAGGGGAAGUUCUACGGGCUGUUGCGGGCGGAUGAUCUGCGCCAUGCCCGCGCCAUGGGACUUACGGAUAUCAAACAUCCAUGGGGGUGCUGCAAGGAUGGGCUUUUUACGAUGCCCGAGCGUGUACGUCACAAGUACACCGGGUUUAUGAGUGCGAUCUCCAUAGAGGAGGUUGGAUAUAUGGGUCUCUGUGAUGCGGAGCCUGUUCCUGGUGGAUGUGGUGAUUACUAUGGUGGGACGUAUUAUGGUUAUGUUGAGGCUUAUUGUGAGUUGGAUGCUUUUCAGAUGGGAUUGAAGGAGCCUGAACAUGAUGGGGAUUGCGUUGGUUGUGCGACGGCCGAGGUUAGCGUGUCGAUCUCUGACGCGGGGCAGUACACGUAUUACGGGUAUAUGUACGCGAGUUCUGAGGAAGAGGUUGUGAACAGGGGCCUGAAGGAUGUUCGGCGAUUCGAUACUAAGUAUUAUGGGAAGUUGCAAGCGGGUUCUGCGGAGGAGGCCAAGGCCAUGGGACUUUUUGAUCCUUUACGUGUUAUUAUGAACUGA